CUACUCUACUUGAGAGAGCGCAUCUGUUUCUGUACCAAUGUCUUUUUGUCGAAAGUUUUUCUUUUCGUUUUUUCGCGAUCUACUACCACUACCUACAAAUUGGCUAUGGCUUACCUACUAACAACAUGAUUCACGACGGAUAAGUACGUCCUUCAGGCUGUUUUCCAUUUGGAUUAUCCAGGAAUAGAAGACAGCAACCUUCACCCGCCUUAUUUACCGAAGUUAAACAUUGGGAGGGAAUCCGACGUUUGUGUUGUUUUUCGUUCUUGUAUUCAAUACAAAUAGACGGAUAAAAAUACAAAUAAAAAAAACACGACUACUUUGGUCGACCGCAGGAUCAUCAAUUCACUACAGUAUAUUAACUACCUCUAGCAGUCCAUUUUCACGCACUGCGUCAUCCAAAAUCACACAAGAGCACCAACAAAAAUGGCACUCGAACGUGUAGAGUCUAAGAAACGCCAGAUUGGUCCGCGAGGCAGUGUGUCUAACACACCAGGGGGUAAAGCGGAUUCGGAAGCAAGGGAUACGAGCAAAGACCUUCCGCGACAGGAUAGCAAGGGAUCGAUCGCAGGGCAGCGUCGUAAUUCUUCGAAGGCAAUUGAAGGAGAAUUGUCUCGACAGGUACUUCAUCUCAUGUUCAUACAACAACUCUAGAUGUCUUACAUUAAGGCUCAACUUUCAUUGGUCAUUGCUUGGGGUUCGUUGGUCUCUGACAUCAAAGAGGAGACCCCCUGAGAGAACAGGGAAAAACUAAGAGAAAACAAGGGGAGAGGCAUGGGGCAUUUGUCUUUCAGAAUCAGUGGCCACUGACUGCUGACCUUUGAGAGAAGCCUUAUAGCUAGAUCUACUGUGGUCGAUUGAAGAGAUCGGUCAUCCAUCAUGGUCAUAAGUCGCGUGAGACAUCAAUCAUCUUCCGUUCUUCUCAACAAAGUCCUCUUGUCUACAAGCGAUCCAUCAUCUUGUUUCAACAACCCUCGAGAUCGAAUUAUGCACGUCUAUCACAAUUACCUCCUCGUCCGCAUCCGCCAGCAUGGGCCUCCUUUUCCAUCACUGUAGUAUCUUUAAAGAAGGAAAAUUAGGCGCUUGAUAUUUCCCUCGUCAUCCUAGGAUACUAGUACAGCUCUCUUCAAACUCAUAAUCAUUGUAUCGUUAUAAUCAACAAAAAACAGUAUUCGAAGGAGCCUCAACGCGUAACUUCGAAAUUGCGUCGUUUAGGGUUCAAAGGUCUCGCUGAGUAUGAAGAGGGGGAACUGGAGAAGGAGUUCGUGGAACGUGUUAGUAGGGGGGACGACGAGUGGGUCCUCAAUUGUCUUGCUGCAGUGUUAUGGCCGCUACUGAGUAAAUACUUGUUGAGCUUCACAAUCAUCAAAGAGAUGUACUAGCUCAGUAGUUCUUGGAGCUUGUGAGCGAUAAUACCUAUAAUCAGAGGACAAGGCAACUGAACGUUCUUCUUCCAAUUCUAAACGCAAGAACUUGUACUGCUCUAAUUCAAGGAAAAGCCAUUAUUUUUUCCGAAUGGGCGGGUGGAGUGACCAAGACGACAAUUCUCUACGCUGCAAAGCAAGGGGAUGAGGAUGUAGACUUAUGAUUUUCUUCUACUAUAGUAUAGUACAUCAGAGCCACUAUCUACUCCAACUACAUUCUACUUCUUGCCUAUGUCGUCAGUUUCGAUGUUGUGAUGCUUCCAAUUUUCCUAAUACUGUCUUACUGCAUCAACUUUCUAGCUCAGCCUCACCUUUCUUGCCUCCAAUUCCACACUUUUCUCCUCUAGACUUCUACAGGAUCUAGUACUCGUCCCACCCAACAUACUCGAAAACACCUCAACAGCGCCUUCUCUCACUCUCUUCCCCUUUCCAGAUGUGCAAAAUCCUUCUUGCCUAUGGUGGCAAGGACCUCUUAAAAGUGAAGGAUCUGAAGAACCGAGAUGGGGAGUAUUUCGCUAGGCUCCAUGGCAUCGAUCUAUUAGAUUUGAUGCACAGCUCGAGCCGUAUCGAUUGCUGGAACCACAAGGCAUUGCGACAAAUCUCAAAGGAACGAAAAGAUUAUGACUUAGAUUAAUUUUUAGUUUUGAUUACUUAGUCGUACUUGUUGUACUCAGAAGUCGUGCACCUGGCAUCCUUGGCGCGAUCGAGACCCUUGAACUUGAAAGGACCUACCAUCACCAAUCCAACAACGUGUUGUUAUAAUUUACAACUCCUCCGGACACACCUUGUGUGAGGACGAGGCAAAGGCAUCCGAUCCUAUCCUACCCUACCCUACCCUGCAUACACCUUCUCCUGCAAAUUUUUUAAUGUUGAAACAUAGGAACAACUACACCCGCUUCUGUCUCCACAUGCUCUAACUUCCCAUGCCACCUGGUCAAAGCUAUUUCCACCUUUUUUCCACCUUUUUUGGUUCUCUAAGGCUCCUAUUUUUCUCGAUUUCUUCCUUUUGCGUUUCCUCUACUUCUACCUUUUUUAUCGAUAAUUCUACCUUUUUUGUGGAAACCCUUAUUUUCCCACCCCUUCUAGUACCGGCACCCUCCCAGUUCUGGCCCAUGCAUAUCACAUAUGUUGUUGUAUAUCGCAUGCUCUAAUUUCCCAUGCCACCUGGUCAAAGCUAUUUGCCGAAAUCGCCUACUAGCACACGCACGGAGUUUGAGAUGGCGCUGACAGAUGCGAGUUUGCAUGGUGGGAGCAGCGUCGUGUCCAGAAAGGGUGGAGCUUGAAGAGGAGAGGGCGGCGCGUGAAGAGAUGAAAGGAUGAAAAUACAAAUGAAACUGAAAGGAUGAGUUGUUUAUUGCACCCUUGUACAACUAUGGUACGAAUGGUAAGGAUAAGGUGCGAGGACAUGACCAGGAGGUCUACAAAGAUUAGGUAACUACGCUAGUGGUAAAAAAGAGGUAGAUGUUGAUCAUGAUGAAGAUAUAUUGUAUUAUUAAUGUCUCUUCUUGUUACAUAAAAAAUUAGAUCAAGCAGUAAAAAAAGUCUUUUUACAGUUGUAGGAAAGGCGUCAUCUUCGAGGAACACGUCGUGGUAGAGAAUAGCUAGCAAAAAUUUCAUCUUCCCUCGUCGUGUUUGUGACAUAAUGUAAAGUUACAUUUACCUGCUUGCUACCUCGUCCACCUCGUAUUCACGCAGCUGUUUAUUACAUAUUUCCAUAUAAAUUUGAAUUGUGACGACCUAGGGUCCACAACCACAUGGAUGAAGUCGAUAGUUGAUCCUUCUAAAAACCUGUAUACUUAGUUUGGACUCGCUUGGAGUUGUCUAGUAUUAGUCAUCUUUCAUUGCAUUUUUCUGGGAAGCAAAUUAAAAUGUUGAUAUAAGAUUUGAAACCUGUAUAGAAAUUUGGACUUUGAAACUGGGCCUGAUUCAUGAAGAGCGCUCUUGGGUCUAAUUGAUGAAAGCAGUCGAUAAGUUGUGAUAGCUUGCUUCAUAACAUAAUGUUUCUGUUGUUUUUCUAAUGAAAAUGAAUCAUACUGUAUUGUUGUAACUUCGUAAUAUUUGGCUUAUUUGCAUUUGGUUGAUAAUUUCGGAUCACACAUGAAACACUUGACACUUAUGCACUUCUAGAAGGGAAAAAUCAAAAAAAAUGAAGUAAGUAAGGCCCGCUUGCAAAUCGACGAAUCUAGAGAAUAAUUGCUGCUCUUUAGUAGAG
This is a messenger RNA of Amoebophrya sp. A25, 3636 nucleotides long. Lineage: Eukaryota; Dinophyceae; Syndiniales; Amoebophryaceae. The record is from the annotation of a GenBank genome assembly.